CAGUGUUCCCGCAAAGAGGAGGCUGUUAGGAAGACAGAGUCCGAAAGAGAAAAGAGCGAGAGAGAGAAGAACAGCCUUAGGAGUGAGAUUGAAAGACUCCAGGCAGAGAUCAAGAGGAUCGAGGAGAGGUGCCAGCGGAAGCUGGAGGAUUCCAGCAGGGAGACCCAGUCCCAGCUGGAGACAGAGCGCUCCCGGCUUCAGAGGGAAAUCGACAAACUCAAGCAGCGCCCGUGUGGGUCCCACCGCGAGACCCAGACCGAGUACGAGUGGUCCGUUGACUCCUCGAAGCUGGUGUUUGACGGACUGAGGAGGAAGGUGACGGCGUUGCAGCUGUACGAGUGCCAGCUGAUUGACAAGACGACCCUGGACAAACUGCUGAAGGGGAAAAAGUCAGUGGAAGAAGUUUCUUCUGAGAUCCAGCCUUUCCUUCGGGGAGCGGGAGCUAUCGCUGGAGCUUCCACUUCCCCUAAGGAGAAGUACUCUUUGGUAGAGGCCAAGAGAAAGAAAUUGAUCACCCCAGAAUCCACAGUCAUGCUCCUGGAGGCCCAGGCAGCCACUGGUGGUAUAAUCGACCCCCACAGGAACGAGAAGCUGACUGUUGACAGCGCCGUAGCUCGGGACCUCAUCGACUUCGAUGACCGCCAGCAGAUAUACACAGCAGAGAAAGCCAUCACUGGGUUUGAUGACCCAUUUUCAGGCAAGACGGUACCUCUGUCCGAAGCCAUCAAGAAAAAUUUGAUUGAUCGGGAAAUCGGAUUGCGUCUGCUGGAAGCCCAGAUUGCUUCAGGGGGUGUGGUGGACCCUGUGACCAGCGUCUUUUUGCCGAAAGAUGUAGCCUUGGCUCGCGGGCUGGUUGACAGAGAUCUGUAUCGGUCCCUGAACGAUCCUCGAGAUGGUCAGAAGAACUUCGUGGAUCCUGUCACCAAAAAGAAGGUCAGUUACAUGCAGCUGAGGGAAAGGUGCAGAAUCGAACCGCACACCGGUCUGCUGCUGCUGUCACUACAGAAGAGAAGUAUGUCCUUCCAGGGAAUCAGACAACCCGUGACCAUCUCCGAGCUGGUUGAUUCCGGUAUAUUGAGACCAUCCACUGUCAAUGAACUGGAAUCAGGUCAGAUUUCUUAUGAUGAGGUUGGUGAGAGAAUUAAGGAAUUCCUUCAGGGUUCAAGCUGCAUCGCAGGCAUCUACAGUGAGACCACAAAACAGAAGCUUGGCAUUUACGAGGCCAUGAAAAUUGGCUUGGUCCGACCUGGUACUGCCCUGGAGCUCCUGGAAGCGCAAGCAGCUACUGGCUUCAUGGUGGAUCCUGUUAGCAACUUGAGGUUACCGGUGGAGGAAGCCUACAAAAGAGGUCUGGUGGGCAUCGAGUUCAAGGAGAAGCUCCUGUCUGCGGAACGAGCUGUCACCGGCUACAACGACCCUGAAACGGGAAACACCAUCUCCUUGUUCCAAGCCAUGAACAAGGAACUCAUCGAAAAGGGCCACGGCAUCCGCUUGUUGGAAGCGCAGAUUGCAACCGGCGGGAUCAUCGACCCGAAGGAAAGCCACCGCCUGCCCGUUGACAUAGCGUACAAGAGGGGCUACUUCAAUCAGGAGCUCAAUGAGAUUCUCUCGGAUCCAAGUGAUGAUACGAAAGGAUUCUUUGACCCGAACACUGAAGAAAACCUGACGUAUCUGCAGCUGAAAGAAAGGUGCAUUAAGGAUGAGGAAACGGGGCUGUGUCUUCUGCCGCUGAAAGAGAAGAAGAAACAGGUGCAGACCUCACAAAAGAAUACCCUCAGGAAGCGCAGGGUGGUCAUAGUCGACCCGGAAACCAACAAGGAGAUGUCUGUCCAGGAGGCCUACGAGAAGGGCCUCAUAGAUUACGAAACCUUCAAAGAACUGUGUGAGCAGGAGUGCGAAUGGGAAGAAAUAACCAUCACCGGAUCGGACGGCUCCACCCGCGUGGUCCUGGUAGACAGGAAGACGGGCAGUCAGUACGACAUUCAAGAUGCGAUUGACAAGGGCCUCAUCGACAGGAAGUUCUUUGACCAGUACCAGGCCGGCAGCCUCAGCCUCACUCAGUUUGCUGACAUGAUCUCCUUGAAGAACGGUGUCGGCAACAGCAGCGGCACCGGGGGUGGCGUCGGCGAUGAUGUCUUCAGCAGCUCGCGACACGAGUCCUUAAGCAAGAUUUCCACCAUAUCCAGCAUCAGGAAUUUAACCAUCAGGAGCAGGUCUCUGUCUGAACCGCUGGAGGAAUCAAGCCCCAUCGCAGCCAUCUUCGACACGGAAAACCUGGAGAAGAUCUCCAUUACGGAGGGGAUAGAGCGGGGCAUCGUUGACAGCAUCACUGGGCAGAGGCUUCUGGAGGCUCAGGCCUGCACGGGCGGCAUCGUCCACCCAACCACUGGGCAGAAGCUGUCCCUCCAGGAUGCCGCCUCCCAGGGCCUGAUUGACCAGGAUAUGGCCACCAGGCUGAAACCUGCUCAGAAAGCCUUCCUUGGCUUUGAGGGAGUGAAGGGAAAGAAGAAGAUGUCGGCGGCAGAGGCAGUGAAAGAAAAGUGGCUCCCCUAUGAGGCCGGCCAGCGCUUCCUGGAGUUCCAGUACCUCACGGGGGGCCUGGUUGACCCCGAAGUGCAAGGGAGGAUAAGCAUGGAAGAAGCCAUCAGAAAGGGGUACAUCGACGGCCGGGCAGCGCAGAGGCUGCAAGACCCCAGCAGCUACGGCAAGAUCCUGACCUGCCCCAAAACCAAGUUGAAAAUAUCCUAUAAGGAUGCCAUGAAUCGCUCGAUGGUGGAAGACAUCACCGGCCUGCACCUUCUAGAGGCCUCCUCGGUCUCCUCCAAGGGCCUGCCCAGCCCUUAUAACAUGUCUUCUGCCCCAGGCUCCCGCUCUGGCUCCCGCUCUGGUUCCCGAUCCGGUUCCCGCAGUGGGUCCCGGAGAGGAAGCUUCGAUGCAACGGGGAAUUCUUCCUACACCUACUCCUACUCCGUUAGCAGCAGCUCUAUUGGGCACUAGGAGUCGGUUGCAAAUGGUUGCUAGACCUUGGCUUUCAUUUAUAUGAAUUUUCACUUUACUAAAUAAUAGAAAAAGAAAACCUUGUGCUUAUAGGAUAGUGAUAGAACUUUCUGGGCUUAAGAAAACGUAGCCAUGGGGGGAAUCAAAUGGUAAAGGCUGUUCUGGCUUUUUGUCUUCUUGGCUUACCUGAACUAACGUCAUACACCGGAUGUAGUGUAUAGGAAGUAGUCAUCAGUUGUAAGGAAAACACAAAUUGAAUCUAGAGUUUGUUUCUUCUCCUCUGUCUUUAGAUUUUUGAGUGAUGCUUCUUGAACUUCUUAUGGCCUAUAAUCCAGAUUUCUGUUCUUGGAGAUAAAAAUUAAAUUGACCUUGUAGUCAUCAGUCUGUGUCUCAUCUAAAUAUUUCCAUUUUCUGUAUGAGGAGAAAAUUACCCUAUCCCCCCGCUCCCCCCGCCCCCCACAAAAAGAAUCCCCCUCAAACCCAAGCAUUUUGGAAUGAGUCUCCUUGGAUUGCAUGACCCAUGUACUCUCAAGUGUACCUGUUUGGUUUGGUAUUCAUUUGACUGUAUGUGCAUGAUAGUAGCAAUCUUUGCUGUUCUUUGGUCAAAGUUUUCUGUUUAUUUUGCUUGUCAUUUUCUAUGUACUUUCAAAGGUGUCUUUAUGAAGUUUGCUAUUCUGGCAAUAAAGUUUUAGACGUUUGAA
Physeter macrocephalus (sperm whale) is the source of this 3698-nucleotide messenger RNA. Its product is annotated as desmoplakin. Lineage: Eukaryota; Metazoa; Chordata; Mammalia; Artiodactyla; Physeteridae. Gene Ontology annotation, biological process: skin development; wound healing; cell-cell adhesion. The annotation marks the transcript as partial. The transcript has a single exon. The record is from RefSeq and is a predicted model, not a curated record. Gene Ontology annotation, cellular component: intercalated disc; intermediate filament; cytoskeleton. Gene Ontology annotation, molecular function: structural molecule activity.